AUGGAACCUCAGCUACCUUGCGCAUCCCACCCCCGGGGUCCUUGGCUCCCGCUCCUCCUUGCCAACAAGUCAUUACGACUCAGUGAGAGAACGUGGUUGGUCGUGUCUACCUCCCGGCUUCACUCGCCCAACGCGUCACAUCCACAACGGAAUCCACACCUUUUGGGGAAUGGAAGCCUCCAUAUCCGUACACCCAUUCACUGCAAUCAUGGCGUGAAUCCACUUUCACGUCAGCACGCCUCUGCUCCUUUCAGAAAGAGCGAGUCUUGGCAUCUCACAGGGCUCCAGGGUCCGCUUAACGAUCGCUCCUUCGCUCCUGUUCCCGUCCUUGUCCCGUCCUCUUCUCCCAGUCAACUGGUAUGCUACCAAUACGAUUACCGUUUAUGGGUACAGUAA
Colletotrichum tamarilloi is the source of this 396-nucleotide messenger RNA. RefSeq lists its product as uncharacterized. The record is from RefSeq and is a predicted model, not a curated record. The transcript has a single exon. Bases 1 to 396 code for a protein of 131 amino acids. NCBI's taxonomy places the organism in Eukaryota, Fungi, Ascomycota, Sordariomycetes, Glomerellales, Glomerellaceae.